UUUUUACGUAACAAACGGGUGUAGUAGACCUGUAUGUUGCCAAGUCUCUGCUGGCACAUAAGCUAGACACGUUGUAGGUUAUAGCAAUGGCUAAACACAUUUUAAAAAUAUAUUUAUAAUAACCGGAACACAUUGUAUGCCGAUCAUCUAUCCUACAAUGUCGGUCCAACACCCCGAAGGAAAGGACGCUGUCGAAGAAAGAAAAAGAUUCUUCAUUGAGCCAGAAUACGACUGGGACGAGGAGCAGGACAAUGUCGACAACCACAUACUUAUUUUACAAAAAGCCGAUGCACUGGCAUCAGAAAACCGUCUCAAAGAAGCCAUCUAUGUUUACUCGAUGGCCUUGAGAGAUGGUUCUGUAGGGCCGGAGCAGAUGAGCACUUUAGUGGAUUGUAUUCUGCGCAACUUUAAGAGAAAGCUGGAAAUUGAUGAGGCGCCUUCGGAACGAACGCCACAUAUUAUUGAUAACGCCGGGGAGGAGGACGUUUUUGACUGCCCGAAAUGUCAUAGAUUUCUAGGCGAGCCCGUGACUAUCGGCUGUGGACAUUCGUACUGUAAAAGAUGUUUACAACACCAGCUACUCUCCAAAUGCAAGCUGUGUAGCGAGGUAGGAGGCAGGCCGACGGAGCUUAAAACGAAUGUGAUUCUAUUCGGACUGUUGGAAAAGUGGUUUCCCGAGGAGCUGAAAAGGUCUCGAGCUAUUAGUGAAAUUGAAGACUUGUCUAGAAGGAAACAUUUCGAGGAGGCCGUAUCACUAGCAACAGAUGUGAUUGAAUCUGAUCCUGGGGAUGAGGCGGUGCGGUGGUCACGGGUCAAGGCCUACACCGGGCUCCUGCAGUACCGAUUGGCCCUGGAGGACGCUGAACUCUGUCUUAGCUCCACCCACUCUGCAGAGGGUUUCUACUGGAAGGCCAAGGUGCUCCAGGACAUGGGCCAGGUUGACGACUCGUUGCAGGUUUUCCUCCACUGUCUGGCCCUGGACGAGGACUUCACCCUGGCCAAACGAGAGGUGGAAAAUAUACUGUGCAACCUGCUGUCUCCGGCCGGCGAGAACGUGAAGGUGGGUCUGAGGGAGACGGCGCAGAGCACAUCUCCUCGCCUGCGUAGUAAGAUUUCGGUAGCGGAUGCCGAGGCCAGAGCCCAACAGCAUCAGGCCGAAGCCAAACACUCUGCCCUGCACCAAGUCCAGGCUCGCACCUCCUCGGCACACCCUAGCAACGACUCACAGCACGAGAAGCCGGGUCGCUCAGGGAGCCUGGAGCGUUCGGGCCUCGGCCGCGCUCACUCGAUGCGAGCCCACGGCCCGGGGCCGGGCGGCGUGGAUGAGGGUCUUAAACGCGUCUGCUCCGCACCCCAGCUGGGGGACCAGGAGAAAGGCGUGCUGCUGAAGCGGAAGCUGACGUUCUCCGAGGGUGGACCCCACGUCGUCUACAGCCACGGGAGCAAGCAAAAGAAACAAGGAGUUGCCUGUGGUGCGUCGAGCCAGGGAGCCUCAGCCCGAGCUCACAGAGUCGUACCCAGAGACCUACUGGACCCCAACGACUUGGAGUGUUCCCUCUGCUUUAGAUUGUUCUACGAGCCAGUGACCGCGCCGUGCGGUCACACCUUCUGUAAAAACUGUCUGGAGCGCUGUCUGGACCACACUCCACAGUGUCCUCUCUGCAAGGAGAGUCUCAAAGAGUAUCUGGCAGCCAGGAAGUACACAGUCACCAGUGUGCUGGACCGAGUGAUAAAGCAGUACCUGUCUAAGGAGCAGUCGGAACGGCAGAAGACUCACCUGGAGGAGACCCAAGAGCUUGCAGACCUGAUGAAGAAGGUGCCCAUCUUUGUGUGCACCAUGGCCUACCCGACCGUGCCGUGUCCCCUGCACGUCUUCGAACCGCGCUACCGUCUCAUGAUCCGCCGCUGCAUGGAGGCCGGCACGCGCCAGUUUGGGAUGUGCAUCAACGACGCUCAGAAAGGUUUUGUGGACUACGGCUGUAUGCUGAUCAUCCGGAGUGUCCACUUCCUCCCAGACGGGCGUUCCGUGGUGGACACCGUCGGAGGGAAGAGGUUCCGGGUGCUGACCCGCGGGAUGAUGGACGGGUACUGCAUCGCCGACAUCAAGUACCUGGAGGAUACCAGGGUGAGCGACAGCGAGGAGUUGACACAGCUGCAGCAGCUGCACGACGCCGUUUACGAACAAGCGCACACCUGGUUCCAGAACCUCAACAACCGCUUCAGCCACCAGAUCCUUCAGCACUUCGGCGCCAUGCCCGAGAGAGAGCCCGACAUCCAGGCGACUCCCAACGGUCCGGCUUGCUGCUGGUGGCUGCUGGCCGUGCUGCCCAUCGACCCUCGCUACCAGCUGUCGGUGCUUUCCAUGACCACGCUGCGCGAACGCCUGGUCAAGAUCCAGCACAUCCUCUCCUACCUGCAGAGCAUCCCCAACGAGUAGAAGAGUAGAGCUCCACCCGACCACAACUACUUCGGACAUCCUGGUUCCGACACCAUGUACCUCCAUAUCAGAUCAAACAACCGAAUCCUAGGUCUCCAUGCAUCGGAAUUCGCUCUUCAGUACUGCUGAGGCGGCGUCUGCCACAAGGCAUCCAUGAGACGUCAAUGAGACUUCUCCCUGAGAAGGCAGAAUCACACAGCACUUCUGAGACACCAGCAAGAUCCCAGUCACAUAAGCAGUUAGCUUUAGCAGCACCACAACUACCACACACCAGCUAGCUACAUCGAAGAGAAGCCACAGACUGCUGAGGUGAUCGGCCAAAUUCUAAGAACUGGUCCUCCUCUCUCUCGCUGUCUCUGUCUGUCUGUCUGUGAGAUGUUGGUGAAAACAAAAAAAAAGUCCUUUCUGUCUAUACUCAACAGUGGCACCAGCCACCUUCAACACCUGCUACUGUCAGCUUGGUUACCAGAGAGAGAAAGAAAGGGAGAGAGAGAUUGGUGAAGAGAUGUCUCCAUUGUCUUGUCUGCUCAAGACUACCCAUGCAGCCUCGCUGUCUCGAUUCGGCCACUGUUGAUGGUAGAAGGGAGUGUGUAUGUGUGUGUGUUUGUUUCUAUGGGUGGGCCGUGCUUCUGUGCAAAUCCCAAAUGCUGAAAUUGAGUCAGACAGAGAGAGGGGGUUGGGUGGAUGAAUUGUAGAAGGUUGGUGGUAACAAAUGGAGGGAGGGGGUUACUAGAAUUGCUUGUGUACUACAAAGCCCAACCAGUGGGAUGGUGCAGCCUUCCAAAAACAAAAAAGUGUGAAUCUUACUCUUCUGAGCAGUAAGGCCCUCUGUCACUUCACUGUCUACUAAAUGCACAUCUUCCUUCACCGCUGCCACCGAGCAGCAGUGGACCCUGGUGAAAAAGAGAGCUUCCCCCUUUUUUAUUACUAAUGUCUCCAAGUUUGUACUUUUUCAUCCAUGUUUUGUUUUCUUCCAAGACUUCAGAAAGAAAACCCUUUUGGCAGCCAUUUUGUCCGGUCUGUAGUAUAGCUACAGAUGUGGGACUGUGGUCUCGCAACGCUCCCAACCUCUGUUCUCUUAACUGUUUUUUUUUAUUCGCUGAAAACGAGGCAUAACUCCCCAAAAAAUCAAGACUUCCAAUAAUACGUUACUCUGUGGUUUUGUUGUCGUUUCUCAGUGGAUAACGGAACCUCUUGAAUCCCGACAGCUUAGUCUUUGAUUUUGCGUUAGGGAUGUUUCCCAUUCCGAGUUAUCGAUUCUUGAGAAACCUCAAAGUCAUCCAUGUGACUCGAGUGUUGUAUUUCCUGUCUCUCUCAAAAGUUCCAACUUCCUGUUUAAGAAGUAAUGAAGUAAUUUUUAAGGACAGAUAUUUAAAUAUAUAUUUUGACAGUAUGUUUGUAUGUACAAAAUCACAAAAGGGGAACCUGCAAUAUUUUGACGCAGUAAAAAGGAGAAAGAAACAACACUAUACAAUUUUCUGUGUUCCGCACUGCAAGGGUUAAAGGUCACCCUGUUGUCAAGUAAAAAGCAGUCGCCUGCCUUUUUUCGGGAAAAAGGACUAAUAUAGGUGAAUAUAUCUAUGGUCGAAUUUCGCAGACAAAUUUUUGCCUUAUACCAUUUUUAGCAUUUUGCUUUGAAUGGCACAGUGUGACGCCUUGGUUAGCAUUCCUUUUGCCGUACUAGUAAUUAUGAUAUUUGUAUUAAUUAUUUGUCUUUUCUUCUGCCGCCUCAUGGCCCGAAUCGUUCACGGUGUGUAUAAUGUAUGUCAAGUCGCGGCUUUGUUUUGUUUUAAAUCAUUUUGUUUUUGGACAGAUCAUGUUUUUUCUUUCUUUCUCGAAUGUUUUAAGUUAUCAAUUUUCAACAAUAAAUUAACUUGUUUUUUUCAA
Molecule: messenger RNA, 4324 nt
Organism: Oncorhynchus keta (chum salmon)
Lineage: Eukaryota; Metazoa; Chordata; Actinopteri; Salmoniformes; Salmonidae
Product: LON peptidase N-terminal domain and RING finger protein 1-like
Exons: 11
Coding region: 137-2437 (766 amino acids)
Molecular function (GO): protein binding
Source: RefSeq, a predicted model, not a curated record